GAUGAAGAUGAUGGAGAAGAAGUAUGAGGGGCAGCAGCAUCAUCAGUAUCAUCAGCACCACUGAGGACAAAGUCAUGAAGAAGUAGUUUUGAGGAAGAACCAAGGAGACAUUUUCCCCGCUCCUCUUCCUCCUCUUCUCGUCAGCGGACCUUCUCCCAUCUCCCGCCGUGGGGUCUCAGCUGGCCGUCUCCCUCCCCCCGUCCCUCGCUCCCUACCUCCCGCGGGCUCUGCUGGGAUCCUCCGGGCUGCUGCGCGGCAGGAGGAUGUCUCGCAGGGCGUCUCCCGGCCCCGAGGAGCCGCGGAGGCGGGAGGUGGAGCGCCACGACGAGCGUCCGGAGCGCGCCGAGCCACUGUCGGACGGCGAGAGGGAUCUGAUCCAGGACACGUGGGGCCAGGUCUACAAGAACUGCGAGGACGUGGGAGUGUCCGUGCUCAUCAGGUUCUUUGUGAACUUCCCCUCUGCCAAGCAGUACUUCAGCCAGUUCCAGGACAUGGAGGACCCCGAGGAGAUGGAGCGCAGCUCCCAGCUGCGACACCACGCCCGCAGGGUGAUGAACGCCAUCAACACGGUGGUGGAGAACCUCAACGACCCGGAGAAGGUGUCCUCGGUCUUGGCCCUGGUGGGAAAAGCUCAUGCUGUCAAACACAAAGUGGAGCCAAUGUACUUCAAGAUCCUGAGCGGGGUGAUGCUGGAGGUGUUUUCUGAGGACUUUCCCGAGUUCUUCACGGCCGAGGCGCAGGUGGUGUGGAGCAAACUGAUGGCUGCGGUGUACUGGCACGUGACCGGGGCCUACACCGAUGUGGGAUGGCUGCAGGUGUCCAGCUCGGCCGUGUGAAAGCUUCAAUGAGUUUUGUAAAUCCCCCAAAACGUCAGCGUGGACUUAUUGAGUCUGUUUAGCUGACUGGAGAGCUAGCUCGUGGGUCCAUGACCGUGACUUCUGUUUUGCUUGAUCAGCCGUUUUACUGCACUGUUUGGAAACAAUUAAGGUAUGUAAAUAAACAUUUACAAAAUG
This is a messenger RNA of Nerophis lumbriciformis (worm pipefish), 1013 nucleotides long. RefSeq names its product cytoglobin 2 (gene cygb2). Gene Ontology annotation, biological process: oxygen transport. Lineage: Eukaryota; Metazoa; Chordata; Actinopteri; Syngnathiformes; Syngnathidae. Gene Ontology annotation, molecular function: oxygen binding; heme binding; iron ion binding. The record is from RefSeq and is a predicted model, not a curated record.